AUGAAGACUACGUGGAAGGAUAUUGCGCCUGUUCCUUCACACCAAGAGUUCUUGGACAUCGUCCUUUCCAGAACUCAGAGACAGCUUCCUACACAGAUUCGUGCUGGAUUCAAGAUCAGCCGUAUCAGAGGUUUCUACACCAGAAAGGUCAAAUAUACCCAGGAGACCUUCGGCGAGAAGUUCCAGCACAUCCUCGAUGGAUUCCCUCGUCUACAGGAUAUUCAUCCUUUCCACAAGGAUUUGAUGAACACUCUUUACGAUGCCGACCACUUCCGCAUCGCUCUUGGUCAGGUUUCAACCGCCAAGCAUCUGAUUGAAACCGUUUCUCGCGAUUACGUCCGUCUUAUCAAGUAUGCGCAGUCUCUGUUCCAGUGUAAGCAGCUUAAGCGUGCUGCGCUUGGUCGCAUGGCCACCAUCACCCGCCGCCUGAAGGAUCCCCUUGUCUACCUGGAGCAGGUCCGCCAGCAUUUGGGUCGUCUGCCUUCCAUCGACCCCAACACUCGUACUCUUCUGAUUUGUGGAUACCCCAACGUCGGAAAGUCCAGUUUCCUGCGCAACAUCACUCGCGCCGAUGUCGACGUUCAGCCCUACGCUUUCACCACUAAGAGUUUGUUUGUCGGUCACUUCGAUUAUAAGUAUCUCCGUUUCCAGGCCAUCGAUACCCCCGGAAUUUUGGAUCACCCUCUGGAGGAGAUGAACACCAUCGAAAUGCAGUCCAUCACCGCUGUUGCUCACCUUCGGUCCGCUAUUCUCUACUUCAUGGAUCUUUCCGAGCAGUGUGGCUACUCCGUCGGCGACCAGAUCAAGCUCUUCCACAGCAUCAAGCCCUUGUUCGCCAACAAGAUUGUGUUCAUUGUAGUAAACAAGAUCGAUGUGCGCCGUCCCGAGGAUUUGGAGCCCGAGUACCAGGAGCAGCUGCAGGAGAUCCUCAAGGCCGAGGAUGUCGAGCUUCUCCAGGCCUCUUGCACCACCACCGAAGGUGUGACCGCCGUUAAGAACGCUGCCUGUGACAAGCUUCUCGCCGAGCGUGUUUCCCAGAAGCUCAAGUCCGGCUCGUCUUCUGCCAACCCCAGUGGCCGUCUCGGCGAUGUUCUGUCCCGUAUCCACGUUGCUCAGCCAAUGGGCGGUGUUCGCGAGACCUUCAUUCCCGAUGCCGUCAAGGACCUCAAGAAGUACGACAAGAACGACCCCAACCGUCGGAGACUGGAGCGGGAUAUCGAGGAGGAGAACGGUGGUGCCGGUGUCUACAGCUUCGAUAUGCAGCGCGACUACACUCUCGCUGACCCGGAGUGGAACCACGACAAGAUGCCCGAGGUCUGGAAGGGCAAGAAUAUCUACGACUUUGUGGAUCCGGAUAUCGAGUCCAAGCUCGCCGCCCUCGAGGAGGAGGAGGAGAAACUCGAGGCCGACGGUUACUACGAGUCGGACGAGAGCGUGGAGGACGCGGAAGAUGCCGACAACCGCCAGAAGGCCGAUCUCAUCCGCGAGAAGCGUGUGCUCAUGCGCAACGAAGCCAAGAUGCGCAAGUCCCUCAAGAACCGCGCCGCCAUUCCCCGCAGCGCCAAGGCCAAGAAGUUGUCCGAGAUGACCAGAGGUCUGGACUCCGCUGGCUACGACAACUCCGCUGCUUCCUCUCGCGCUCGUUCCCAGACCCAGAGCCGUGGCCGCGCCCCUACUCGUGAGGCCACCGCCGACGCCGACGCUAUGGACGUCGAUGACAACCCACACAAGGCUCUUGCUCGCGCUAAGAGCCGUCUCCGAACCACACCGGCGACUGACCGUCGUCACGACGGUGUCACCACCUUCAGCAGUCGUGAUAAGGCUGAGCGUCUGGCUAAGCUGGGCCAGAAGAAGAUGAACCGCAUGGCUCGUGCCGGUGAGGCUGAUCGUCACACAACUGUUUCUCUUGCUAAGCACUUGUACUCCGGAAAACGUGGUAUGGGCAAGACAGACCGUCGUUAA
Molecule: messenger RNA, 1962 nt
Organism: Penicillium bovifimosum
Lineage: Eukaryota; Fungi; Ascomycota; Eurotiomycetes; Eurotiales; Aspergillaceae
Product: putative GTPase NOG1
Exons: 5
Coding region: 1-1962 (653 amino acids)
Biological process (GO): ribosomal large subunit biogenesis
Cellular component (GO): nucleolus
Molecular function (GO): GTP binding; GTPase activity; RNA binding
Source: RefSeq, a predicted model, not a curated record